GCGUGUGCAGAAUCUCCCUGGUGUUGAAUCCUGACUCUGAUACCGGAGUGAAGGCAGUUUACCGGGGAUCUCUCGGGGUGAACUAACUCUCUGUAAUGAUGAUUCAUUUCGGAUACAAAGCAGCAGCAUUCAUCUUUUACUCACUCGUGGCCUUCACUGCUGCAAGCAAAGAUGAGAAAGAGAAGGUCUCAAAGGUCCAAGACACAUUUCCAGACAGACUUCCCCAUGAAAGUCAACUCUACCUGAGGGAGGUGGUGUUUGUCAUCCAGAGCCAGAGGAACUCCUUCCAUGCUCAGCGAGCACAGAGACUCCGAGCAGAUCUGCUCUCACAGGCUGAAGCGCUCCAAGAGAGCCUUCCAGCCAUCCUGCUUCUUCACACACUGUCUGAGAACGAGGGAGACUGGAGCAUUCUUCCCCUACUGCCUUACUUAUCCUCUCACUUUGGGAAAAACUCCUCAUGGGUGAUGUUUGUUGAAGAGGAAACGAGCGUGAAGCUGGAGAAACUUCACAGAGUCCUCAAGACGUUUGAGCGCAGAAAAGAGUGGUUUCUUGGCAAGCCGCUUCACGAUGAAGAAUCCACCAUCAUCCACCAUUACGCCUUCGCUGAGAACCCGUCUGCCUUCAAGUACCCAGACUUCAGUGCAGGCUGGGCGCUGAGCAUGCCGCUCGUCAACAGGCUCUCCAACAAAGUACGAGAACAGCCUCUGAAGUCGGACUUCACCAUAGACCUCAAACAUGAGGUGGCGCUGUACAUCUGGGAUGAAGGUAAAGGGCCUCUGCUCACGGCUGUUCCUGAACUGUGUACGUUGCCGGAGCGUUCUCCUCAAGCCCAGGGCUGUGCCACUACUGUAAACACACACUCACCACUGUGUGGUGAGCCUGUUAAAAGGGAGGACAUAUUUGUAGCGGUAAAAACGUGCAAGAAGUUCCACAUAGAAAGAGUCCCUGUGGUGAAGAAGACCUGGGAGAAACAAGCUUCACAUCUGGAAUACUACAGUGAUCACGCUGAUCCUUCCAUCCCAACCAUUGAUCUUGGUGUCCCCAACACAGACAGAGGUCACUGUGGGAAAACCUUUGCCAUCCUGAAGAGAUUCGUAAGCAGCGUCGUCCCACAAACCAACUGGUUACUCAUCGUCGAUGACGACACACUUAUCAGCUUGCCCAGACUACAAGCACUGCUAAGCUGUUAUGAUCCCACGGAGCCGGUGUUCCUCGGGGAGCGUUACGGUUACGGGCUUGGCCAGGGAGGAUACAGCUAUAUCACAGGUGGAGGAGGGAUGGUGUUCAGCAGGGAGGCUGUACUCAGGCUCUUGGCCAGCGGCUGUAAAUGCUACAGUAACGAUGCUCCUGAUGAUAUGGUAUUGGGGAUGUGUUUCAACUCUCUGCGACUUCCUGUCACACACAGCCCACUGUUUCACCAGGCACGGCCAGAUGAUUAUGCCGGAGACUUUCUAGCCCAUCAGACUCCCAUUUCUUUCCACAAGCACUGGAAUAUUGACCCGAUUGCAGUGUUUCACAAGUGGCUAAUUGAUGAUGUGCAUGGCUCCAGUACAGAACGACUCAAAAAAGCUUCUAAAGAAGAGUUAUAGCAAAUGGACUCUUUAGCCAGACGGAGACGGGGACAGGUAAAUGGACAUCCCAGAGAUUUGUGGAGCUGCUCGGUCGCCUUUAUGUCUCGUCCCAGCUUCUCUUAGAACCGUUCAGAAUUGGGCAGGCCGGUCCAUUACAGACAACGCUACGCUGCCUCCUUCCUGCCUCCUUCCUCUCCAAAUAUCUCUUAAACAGCUUUGAGGUGUGUGCAGAGUCUUCGAGAGUCACUGAGAAUUAAAAAAAAAAAAAAACAGUACUCAGAAAUGUGUUUUUAAAAGGCAAGGUGUUGUCGAUCGUUUGACAGGAAAUGUAUGUGAGAGAUAUUUAUAAUAUUGGUCAUUAUUUGCCAAAAAUAUUUUGGGUUUUUUUUGUUUUGUUUUGUGUUUUUUUUGGGAUAUGUUUUCUUUCUCUAAUUCUGUGUGUUAUAUUACUUAUAAAACUGCCA
Ictalurus punctatus (channel catfish) is the source of this 2035-nucleotide messenger RNA. RefSeq names its product beta 3-glucosyltransferase a (gene b3glcta). NCBI's taxonomy places the organism in Eukaryota, Metazoa, Chordata, Actinopteri, Siluriformes, Ictaluridae. The transcript is spliced from 16 exons. Bases 96 to 1589 code for a protein of 497 amino acids. Gene Ontology annotation, molecular function: acetylglucosaminyltransferase activity. The record is from RefSeq and is a predicted model, not a curated record. Gene Ontology annotation, cellular component: membrane.